UCCCAAAGUCCAAACAAAACAUUUACUCUCACAUAGGAAAUUAAAGGUGCAAUUUGAUCCUUCUGUAUCCUUAAAUACACCUGCCUCUUCACACAAGCCUUUUUACAUCAAUUCCUUUGCUUUAUUUCAGAUUCAAACUUCCAAGAAAACCCCUUAAAUUAGUUUGUGUUGACUAAAGAUUACAAAUAGUCUCUGCUAUUCUUCUCCUCGACCAUCUCCACAUUUCUACUUUUAGUUCUUUUUUCAAUAUCCCUAUCCACCCCUAUAUAGCUUUUUCUUUAGCAAAAAGCCUAUACUGAACCACCCCCCACCCCACCCCACCCUCACCUCCACAUCCCCCUCCCUUUUAUACACACAACAUGCAAAUCAUAAGGCACUCAUGAUAUAAUCACAACAUACUAUCCUUUAAACUUCAAUCUCUCUCUUUUCAAGAGACCAAAAAACCCCUUUCUUUUCAGUUCAAAAUAGGUAUGAGGGACACAGUACUUUCAAUGGUACCUGAUCUUUCUUUACAGAUCAGCUUACCAUCAUGUAUUUCAAAAAGUGAUCAGUUCAAAGAAGCUAUACGCUUCGACUCCACAACAGAUUCAGGUAGCAGUGCUAGUGUGGGGAGCGAUUUGAGCCACGAAAAUAAUGGAUAUUUUCACCUAGACAAAAUUAAACCGUUUAAUCUUCCCUUAGUUCCUUCUUAUGAGCCAACCCUGAGUCUAGGGUUCGGACAGGUACCAACAGGUACAAACGUUCAUCAUCACAACCACCACCACCACCAGCAUCAGUAUCAGCAUUAUCAGCCACAAAUAUACGGUCGAGAUUUCAAGAGAAGUUCAAGAAUGAAUAUUAGUGGGGUGAAAAGAACCGCUAGAGCUCCUAGAAUGAGAUGGACUUCAACUCUUCAUGCCCAUUUUGUUCAUGCCGUUCAGCUCCUUGGUGGACAUGAACGAGCAACACCAAAAUCCGUGCUAGAGUUGAUGAAUGUGAAGGAUCUAACUUUAGCUCAUGUGAAGAGUCACUUACAGAUGUAUAGAACAGUGAAGAGCACUGACAAAGCCACAGCUAAAGGGCAGGGAGAAAAUGUAUUUGUGAACCAACACAAGGGGAUUAAUAAUAUUGGUGAAUAUGAAAAAUCUGGUGAAGAGAUUGAUGCAGUAUCACAAUCAAGCACAAUGCCACAAAAUAUGGCUCAUAAUAUGAGGGAUCCAUCGUCAUUCAUGCCUGAUCAGACAAAUGCAUGGAGCCACUCAAAUAUAGAAAGACCAUUUGCUAAUUAUCCUCACAUCUACUCAAAUAUGGGUGGAAUUGAGACAGCCAAUAACUCAUCUUCUAAUGAUACAUUGGUUAAUCUUGAAUUUACACUAGGAAGACCAAGCUGGAAAAUGGAACAAGCUGGAUCAUCAUCAAAUGAUUUGACUCUUCUCAAGUGCUAAAUAAUUUGGAUCAUGUAGAGUAAUUAAAAUUAAUUAAGUUAACCUAGUUAUUAGUUAUAGUUUUCUCAGUACGUGACUGCAGGAAUAUGAUUCAAUUUUGUCUUGACCAACAAAAAAGUAAAAGCUUUUAGUUGAUUUUGCUGAACAUUUUAAGUAACAUUAGCUGACAAAUUUGAUGUGUCUAAUCAUUUCCUUCCACUGAGAAUAUGUAUAAUUUUUCUCUAGAAGAUUUUCUAUGAUGGGAAAAUUAAGGCUACGAUCCACUACUAUGAUUUGAUUUUUAACAAGGUUUUUUAGAUGC
Capsicum annuum is the source of this 1725-nucleotide messenger RNA. Its product is annotated as probable transcription factor KAN4. Gene Ontology annotation, cellular component: nucleus. Gene Ontology annotation, molecular function: transcription cis-regulatory region binding. Gene Ontology annotation, biological process: regulation of DNA-templated transcription; abaxial cell fate specification. NCBI's taxonomy places the organism in Eukaryota, Viridiplantae, Streptophyta, Magnoliopsida, Solanales, Solanaceae. The record is from RefSeq and is a predicted model, not a curated record. The coding region runs from base 471 to 1424 and encodes 317 amino acids. The transcript has 6 exons.